Messenger RNA from Topomyia yanbarensis, 3477 nucleotides. It is a transcript of the gene Cont, whose product is annotated as contactin. Gene Ontology annotation, biological process: cell-cell adhesion. The record is from RefSeq and is a predicted model, not a curated record. Bases 61 to 3378 code for a protein of 1105 amino acids. Lineage: Eukaryota; Metazoa; Arthropoda; Insecta; Diptera; Culicidae. Gene Ontology annotation, molecular function: protein binding. The transcript has 3 exons.
UAUGGAUGAGCGUGUAGGAUUUAACCUCGAUUUCGUACAAACUCAACUGCAAGUGGAUUAAUGCAUAUACAAAAAAAAACGAUGUAUAUGCUGCUAAUAUCAUUUGUUCUUCAAUUGAUUUACAAGAAUUGUUACGCACAAAUCCUUAAGUAUAACCAGGGUAACAUUGCAAGUACCCCAGCGCAAUAUCAAUUACCCGCUGCAAAAUUCAACUCUGCCGAUGAUUCUUUUUAUGGAAACUUGGGUCGCUAUAAACAUACGGAUAAAUUUGGAUUUGUACAAGAAGACAACUAUUGCCCCGAGCAUUGGUUUGCUUACAGAAGUGCCUGCAUUCGCAUACACAAAUCUCCGCGUAAAGAUUUUCUCAAUGCACAAAAGAUAUGCCAAGCAUAUCAAGGUGAUUUGCUUAGCGUUGACAAUAUCGAAAAGCAUACAUUUAUUUUAAAGUUGCUUGAUAAUGAGAACAAUAAAUAUAAUCGUUAUUAUUUAUCCACCCGACAAGCAUCGCCUGGAAAUUGGCUUAAUUCUGAUAAAACUCAGUUAGUAGCUAUAGAAGAUUCAUUUAACUAUCGCGACGAAGAUCUAAGCAGCUAUCAAGCGAUUUUUAAAGCAAACAAAGAUGCUCUAACGAAACCAAAUUUUCGUGGAAACUACGGUUAUGAUGGUCGAAAUAAUUUAGUUUAUGCGUUUAAUUUUGUCAGUGAAAAAUGGCAGUUUGUACCUGUGGAACCAUAUGAUUCAAAUUUAUUUAUAUGCGAGUCCCAAAAAAUAUACAGCAUAGACAAUUUAAACUCAUUAGAAGAUGAUCGACGGAGUUAUGAUUAUGGUGUUGAUGUAAUAGACGUAAACAAAGUACCAAAAGGUCCCUAUUUCAUAAAACAACCUCGUGAAACCACAUAUGAUACUGGCAAGAUGAAGAUCACUAAAGACGUCACGUUGAAUUGUUUCGCUGGAGGAUACCCUACACCAACAUAUUCGUGGUACAAAGAACUUUAUUUGAAUGACAAUGUUACCGUUACGAAACUCGACCCUCUCAAAAACUCUCGAUAUACAACAAGUGGCGGAAAUCUGAUUAUUCACGAUCCACAGCAGAUACAAGAUCAAGGAACUUACCAUUGUGUCGCCGAAAAUAAAUUUGGGCGGAUACUCUCCGAAAGCAUUGAAUUAAACUUUGGAUAUAUACUAGAGUUCAAUUUGCAACGAUCUUCAGAAACGGGUGAAAUGAACUGGGGUAAAUCGUUAUAUUGUGAUCCACCACAACACUAUCCUGAUGUUCGAUAUUACUGGUCUCGGGAUUUCUUUCCUAAUUUCGUCGAAGAAGAUCAGCGUGUUUUCGUCAGUUAUGACGGGUCGCUAUAUUUUUCCUCUCUGGAAAUCAAAGAUCGAGCAAAUUACUCUUGUAAUGUGCAAAGCACCGUCAGUGAUACAGGCAGAAAUGGACCAUUUUUUAAUUUACAAGUUGUUUCUCAUCCACACUAUCAGGAUUUAAUUUUUGCCAAUAAUUUUCCGAAAAUUUUUCCAGAAGCGCCUAUUACCGGAAAAGAUAUACGAGUGGAGUGUAUGGCAUUUGGUUACCCCGUACCUGUCUACAACUGGACAAGAAAAAAUGGCAAUCUUCCGCGUUAUUCACAUUUGGAAAAUUUUAAUAGAGUACUUGUCAUAAAUAAUGCUACUGUGAGCGAUAAUGGCGAAUAUGUAUGCACCAUUAACAAUAAUAGAAAAUCCAUAUCGAAAAGUGUGUUUAUAAACGUUCAAAUGGAACCGAAUUUCACAAUUCCAUUGAAAGACAAAAUUAAAGAUUAUCUAAGCUCAGUAACGUUUUUAUGCGAGGUAUCCGCUAUCCCAGAUGUUAACUAUACAUGGUACAAAAAUGCAGAAAUAAUGGAUCUUGAAAACCUCAAGUUCAAUAAAGAUAAAUAUGUAAUACAAGACAAUGUUCUUAAAAUCAACUUUCUGGAUCCAGAAGAAGAUAAUGGAAUGUACCAAUGCAAAGCUGUGAACCAGCUGAAAGGUGUGUACUCAUCUGCACAACUACGUGUGUUAUCUAUGAAACCAUCGUUCAAAAAGAGACCGUUGGAAUCAGAAAUAUAUUCUAUAUAUAACGGUAAUACAAGUAUUGAGUGCAAACCGGAAGCAGCACCAAGACCGAAGAUAGCGUGGAAAAAGAAUGGUAACGUGAUUGGUAGCGGAGGCCACCGUAAAAUAUUGCCCAGUGGAACUUUAUACAUUUCCCCAACAUCCCGAGACGACGAGGGUUUGUAUACCUGCGUCGCAAGUAACUCGCAAGGUGUCGCAGAUUCUAAAGCCCGCCUGAUUGUGCUACAGGAGCUUCGAUUUAUUGAGCAAUUACCACCAAAACUGAUCAAGCAGACUGGCGAAAUGUUAUAUUUAAGAUGUGAUGCCAGCUACGAUGAAGUUCUUGAUGUCGCAUUUCUUUGGACGCACAAUGGCCGCAUUAUCAAUAUUUUAGACAACGCUUUUUUUAAUUUCAAAUAUAUUAUAAAUUACAACAGUCUGGAGGUGCAUAAUUUAACUCAACUUGAUGGUGGAGAAUAUGAAUGUGUCGCAAAGUCAGCAGUUAACAAAAUAGUAUCAAAAACUAUUGUUGUCAUUCAAGGUCCACCUGGAGCGCCCGGAGCAAUCAAGGUUAUUGACAUUAAGAAAACCGACGCAGUGUUGGAAUGGAUAGAUGGCACAGAUAAUGGAAGGCAUAUACUGUUCUACAAUAUUCUGGGUAGAACUAACUGGAAUAAAACAUGGGUAAACAUUUCAGAAAACGUUGUCGCACAAGAAGUGGAUCGUUAUAACGGUAGACGACGUGCUUCAGUGAAUUAUCUUAUGCCAGGAUGUGGUUAUGAGUUUAGUGUGAUCGCAGUUAAUGAUCUAGGUGCUAGUAUCCCAAGUCUACCAUCUCCUGUAUAUAACACACAGAAAGAUAAGCCAUAUAUUGCUCCAAGAAAUGUUGGUGGUGGCGGUGGAAAAAUUGGGGAUCUUACAAUUACUUGGAAUCCUCUGCGUCCAGAAGAACAGAACAGCAUUGAUAUUCACUACAAAGUUUAUUAUCGUUUGUUAGGUCAACGUGAAUGGGCUUCGAAAGUAUUGAAAGAACAAGGAAAUGCAGGAAAAGCGGUUGUCCACAUUCCAUUUGAUAGAUACUUUACGCAGUAUGAAGUGAAAAUUCAGGCCAUUAAUGAUCUCGGCGAGGGUCCUAUAAGCAAAAUUGCAGUUAUAUACUCAGCUGAAGACAUGCCACAAGUAGCGCCACAGCAAACAAUUGCAAAAAGUUAUAAUUCGACAGCUCUUAACGUCAGUUGGGUUCCUGUAUUGCAUACCAGGGAAUACAUUAGAGGAAAACUUAUUGGACAUAGGGUAAGUUAGCACAUGUAUAAAAUGCUUCUUUACAAAAUCUCCAAUUGCCAAAAAUUAGCGGAAAAUUCCGGAUACUAAAUGCACAAUAUUAUAGGGGAAUGUGUUCGG